This is a messenger RNA of Cylicocyclus nassatus, 618 nucleotides long. NCBI's taxonomy places the organism in Eukaryota, Metazoa, Nematoda, Chromadorea, Rhabditida, Strongylidae. The record is from the annotation of a GenBank genome assembly.
CUAAAAUGUCUACCACUUUUCCUCUGAACAUUUUUUUGCAGAUGAUGUUAAUAUUUUUGCUCUUUAUACCCGCUACUUGCGCAGUGCUAUGCUACCAGUGUGCCUCAGAAUUAGCUUUGAUUAAUUGGUCUCGAUAUGGUCUACCUCAUGCCUAUGGUGAUUCAAUGAUAGCAGAUGAUUCCUGCCUAGAUGACGAACGGAUCACUGGUCAUAUCCCGUGUAGUGCACCUUGUAUGACUAUAAACAUCACUGCUGUGGGAGGAAAGCACGAUGGAAAAGUUUUAGGGGUCGUUCGUGAUUGUCAGAGAUACUUUCGAAGUCCGAAGUCCUUACCCGAGGGCUCACUGCGAUUGUGCCGGAGCAGCGAGCGAGUCACAUUGAGAGAUCAGAGAAUAAACAUGACAUUCUGCUACUGUCAGGGAUCAUUAUGCAAUGGGAAAGCGACUACUUUCACGCGGCGGUCAUCAUCACGGAGUCUCCAAUCCGGGAACGAUCCCUUAUCAGCCAGUUUGCAGUUCAGUAUCUUUUCGAUGGUUGUAAUACUUCUAACAUCAUAAUUCAGUCUGCUUACAUGCAGAAUAUUAACGUGUAAUUAUACAGAAUUUUCUGAACAGAACU